Frieseomelitta varia is the source of this 1729-nucleotide messenger RNA. Its product is annotated as protein lgg-2-like. Gene Ontology annotation, biological process: autophagy of mitochondrion; cellular response to nitrogen starvation; autophagosome assembly. The transcript is spliced from 4 exons. Lineage: Eukaryota; Metazoa; Arthropoda; Insecta; Hymenoptera; Apidae. The coding region runs from base 158 to 526 and encodes 122 amino acids. The record is from RefSeq and is a predicted model, not a curated record. Gene Ontology annotation, molecular function: ubiquitin protein ligase binding. Gene Ontology annotation, cellular component: cytosol; autophagosome; autophagosome membrane.
AUGAUUGACAAGUUUUAAGAGGGCAGCACAAAUCAAUUUGAACAUGUGUUUUCAUUGUCUUUCGAACCUAGCUUAAGCUAAGAACAGCCUGGGACUGGCAUUAUUUUGACUCGUACUCUCGGCUAAUAACGUUCUAAACGUAAUAAUAGGUAGCGAAAUGAUGAGUGCAACUCCCAGAAAAUUUAAAGAAAGAUAUUCACUUGAGAGAAUUCAUGAUGUAGAUAUGAUCAGACGUCGUUAUCCAAACAGAAUACCUGUUAUUAUAGAAAAAUUCCAUGGAGAAAAACAUUUACCACUAUUGAGUAGAAUUAAAUUUUUGGUACCAGAUUUUUUAACAGUGGCAGAAUUGGUUAAAAUCAUUAGACGUAGACUCCAGUUACAUCCAUCGCAAGCAUUUUUUUUCUUGGUAAAUGAAAGAAAUAUUGCAAGUGGCAGUAUGACUCUAGGACAACUUUAUCAAAGAGAAAAAGACGUAGAUGGCUUUCUUUAUAUGGUUUUUGCCAGCCAAGAUGUAUUUGGGCAUUAAAUUACAUUAAUUUAGUUUAUAAGUAAUGCCAAGUUUUCUUUGGAAUAUUUUAUGUAUCAAAUAUUUUUAAGACUCUUAGAAAAAUUUUAGAUCUAUUCUGACUACUCUGCCUUUAACUAGAUAUGCGAAAUCUUUGUGAUCAAUUCGAAGUACCUGCCAAAGUAAUUAAUAGAACAAUCAAGAUCAACAUUUGCAUAAAAUUAUUAUGGUGCUUUGGACCUUUAGCACGUAUUUUUCAUAAGUGAGAAUAUAAGAUUAAGUUUAUUGUUAUAAAGCUAUAAUGAACACUCUUUCAUGAUUCUUCAAUAAUUAUAAACAACUAUAACAAUCAUCAAUUUUAGUAAGAAGCAAAAAGAUUAUCUAUGCUUAUUAUUUAGUAUCAUUAAUCUAUAUUUGUUCACUUUUGUAUUCCUCUUAUGUAUUUAAUGGAUUUUAUAUAUGAGAAGAGAACAAUAUUAUAUAAACUAUAUAGUAACAAGUAGUGGCCAGUUAUAUAUGAAAAAUUAUAAAAUAUAUUUACAAACAAAAAUGGAAUCAAAUAUUCUGUAUAUGUUUGUUUGCUGCUGCUAUCUAAAUGUAAGAAGUACUAUAGUUUAUAACUAUAUUCCAAUAUAUAAUAGUUUAUAUAAAUUAAAUUGGUAGUAGAUACAUGCAAUUUAUGGGAAUAAACAGCAAAUGAUUUAAGUUUCUCAAAAUACCUAUAAAUGAAAAUAUCUUCUCCAGUUAAUCUAUCUCUGUCUACAAGAUAUUGAAAUAUUAAUGAAAGUGUUCGUUCAUAUAAUUACACAAUAUAUCAUGUGUAUCAAUAUGUGAUAACAUUAUUACAUUCAUAUCAGUUUUACUAAACAAAUUUGCAUUAUGAAAUUUGAUAUUAUUAUAGUUUCUAACUGUAUAUGUAUAUUUAUAUUAUUAAUAUAUACAUAUAUAUACAGUUAUACACUUAAUAAUAUGAUUAUCUUCUACUAUUUGAUACGUGUAACUUAAAUUAUAUUUUAAAUUUGUAAAAUGAUAAGCACAGUCAUCUCUGAUUUUCAUAGAAAUAAUUGAAAUAAGAAACAAAAGUACCUGGUAUUAUAACUGUGAACGUAAUGAUCAUUGUAUCAAUGAAACAAUUCUAUAAGACUUAAAAAUCCAAUGAUAGUGAAAAUUUUAUUAUUUUUAUUAUAAUAUCGAUAUUAUUUUUAUUGUAACAAAAUAACCUUU